GCUAUUAUGUGUCUAUAAAAGGAAAUCAGCAGGGUGAUACACACCAACAGUUAUACACUUUGAACUCAGGAGAUAGGCCGGGAAGUGAGCAUCUUGUUUUCAGGGCUGCUUUCAUCAACAAUUGACAUCUUGAGUGAAGUUCAGUGGGAGUCUGCACUCAUCAAUGCCUCCGGAUGGAGAGUCAUUUGAAGCAGAGAUGGAUGAACUGAAUACGAGUCUGGGGAAGGUUUUAAAAGAAGAACAACAUAAAGCUUCGGUUUUCACAUUUGUGCCUGUGGUGUGGAAAUUACCAGUCACUGGAGAGAAAGGGAAACCUGGAACUCUGAAAGAAAAUCCUAACAAGAACUUUGCUGCGUCCCAUGAGGAGAUAACUGGGAAGACCAUGUCGGACCAGGACGUUUUCAAAGCAGAGAGAGUCUUUAUCAGAGACUGCGAGGAGGGAGGAGCAGGAAACAAAAUCCCACAGGGGACAAAACCUCAAUUCAAUCUGUCACUGGAUCACAUGAGCCUUCAGUCUCCUUCAGCCACAGCUCGGUCUGAAAAUACGACCAGCCACGAAGCCUCCGGGACAGCCUCUAUGGAAACAGCUGUUUAUAAACACGGGGGCGUUUCCCAGCCCAAGUGUCACGAUACCUCUGGACUUUCUGAGGUUAGCUCAGGUUGCUUUGUAAAUAGAGUUUCAGAGGACAGAGUGAGCCCCACAAACUCUGCAGACCUGUUCCCCACACCAGCCUCCUCCAGAGAGUCCAUCCUCUCUGAGGGUUCAGACAGAGACAAGAGCUGGUCUGGUGUGCGGCUCUCCUCUGUGACGUCUCCCACCUCCUUAAGCCGCACCGUCUCUCCCUGCUCCUCUGUCCUCUCCGGCAUUUUCUCCCCCGCUGUCGUCCAGAUAAAGAAGCACUUUCUGGCCCCUGGGUCUAGUCUGCUUCAGACCCCUUUCUCUUCCUGCGAGAGCCUUUCCUCCUCCGUCUGUCCUCAGUCUCCUCCUCCUGCUGCUCCCCGGCACCGACCUCCUCUCACCCGACUCUCCCUCCUCACUGCCAUCCUGAGAAAAGGCAGACUUCCUGUCCUGUCCUCGGCUCUGCAGAGGCCGUACACCCCCUGCUGGCCUGUAAACCCUGUGACCCUCUCCUUCUGUAAUGCCUGCUCUGCAGCCUCCAGCGUGGCCUCCAUUCCCUUGGAGUUCUCCUCUCGUUUCUCCUCGUCUGCGUCUAUAGAUAGUCAGAGCCACGUUCAUAGAGGGCCUAACAGAUGCAUCACUUCACCUCCACCUGAGAUCAGCAGAAUAUCAAACUCUCAGACUCAAACAAAGUCAUGCCCAGAGAAAGUUAAUUUCAAAAGCAACUCUACACGGGGGCAAGUUAUUUCACCCUCUGUAGAGAAGGGCAGCACACUACCACGAGCUCCUGCUUUUUGCUCAGACUUUAAAUCUGUUUCUCCACUAAAGCGUGAAGAGUCAGACUCUGCAGCUACUAAAAAACUGCAACACUCACACAUCACUAUUUCCCCUGAGCCGAAGCUGAGUAACAACCACAUGUACCAGAAUAAUAACCUUAGAAAACUCAUCUCUCCAUCCCCUAAACAAAUUAACAACCAAGAUACCAUAGCGCCCCAGAAAUGGAGUCCCCCAAGAAAUUCAUCCCUCUCAAGGCUUCACUCUCUCUCUCAGCAGCUGAGGUCUACACCUGUCUGUCCCUCUCCACCUCCGCUUCAGCCAUCUCACUCUCUCUCAACAAGUGUCACCUGCAGCGGCAUGGCAUCUCCUCUAAAUGUGUCACAAAACACAGCAGGAAGGUGCGAGCUGAGAGGGAGCUGCCCUGAUUCUAAACGCACCAAAAACACAUCUCACUGCCUUCUGUCACCUUCACGCUACACACCUAUCAUUUUCUCCGGAUGGCCGUCACCCGCCGACUCCCCCACACCAACUCCCUCUCCUGCUCCACCUGUCAAAAGCCUCACCCCGUCCCCGUCUCUCUCCCUGCGCUCCACACCCUCCCCGAGGCCGGGGAGUGGAAUAUCAGACUGCAGUGACAGGGAGGGUAAAAAAAGAAAGACGCACAAAAUUAAACUGAGUUACAAAUCGCUCGCUGCAAUUCCCACCAACACCCUCCUUCUGGAUCAGCAGGCAAUAGAUGAGCAGGUAGAGCGAGGAGAGAGUCCGUAUGAUACGCUGGAUGGAGGUGUAUCAGACACGCACGCUGAGAUGCGUUCGCCCUCUCAGCUCCGGCAGCAGUCAGAGGAACUUUACGCAGUUAUUGAUGAGAUAUUGGCCAAUUCCCUUCCACCAUCACCACAGCCCCCCAGGCCAACGAGCAGCAAUGCUGGACUGCAGCAGAAUAAUUCAUCAGUUCUAAAGUCCCUGGGCCGUGAAACCAAAUAUGCUUCUCUAUCCAGCCUGCAGCCAACCACAAGCAUGGAAAGGAAGUCUAUGGAUAAUAAAAAGACGAAGCCCGGGGUUAUUCGCCCGAUGACGGCCAUUCCAAGACUGACGGUGGAGGACGAGGAAGAAUUUUGUCCCAAUCCCUUCAGGCAAUUUCACAUCAAGCAGACCUCAUCUGACAACAGAAAGGAGGAGAAUAAAAGCCUUUCAAAGGUGGGAAAAGAUCUGUACACACGAGAGACAGCUCCUGAGAGAAGAAGUCCAUCCUCUAUGUGUGACCUGAAGAUUACAGAGCCUGAAGACCAGAUCAGUCACCAGCUGAAAGAUUCUUCACCUUUCAGCGCUACUGGAAAGAGGAUGAAUGCUUUUGAGACUCAUAUUUAGACAUUCAGAAGAAAACAUCACCUUUAAACCUUUUCUAUUAAUAGAGUUGAAUGCACAGAUAAUCACUAUUAAAAACCACUAGGAGACAUGGCACAGCUGAGGGGAAGAAAUAAGUAUGUUACACUUCAGAUAAAUAUGUGAAUGAAGUUGACAACAGAUGUUUGAAACACCUCAAAGCGAUUAUUAAUAUGCAUAUCUUUACUAAAUGUUCACCAAGCUUUCUGAGUUGCAUGUCAAGCUUCCCAUUCACACAUUAACAAAUGGCUCAUACAGGACAUUAAGCUUUUAAAUAAUGGAAGGGUUCUUUUUUUAAUGUUUAUAAGAACAUUUGGUGACUGUGGCACUAGCAGUGUGGGAAAUCUGUAAUGGUGUGUGCUAAUUGCACGCACCACAAGUGAGCAUCAGCAACAUAACAAGUUUGAAUAUACUCUAUUCCCAGUCAUGUCCUAAUAUCCUAGCAAUGCAGCAUGAAGCAGUUAUACACGAUGCAACAUGUGGGAUGCCCUGCCACUAUGUUCCUAUUUCUUUUUCUGUCCUUCACGUUGAGAUGGGAGAGGAACAUGGAAAGAUGAAGAUGGAGAGAAGUCAGGAGUGUUAGACAGGAAAUUUUUCUUGAUUGUCUUUGACUUUUCUCACUCAACAGAUCUUGUUUGCUUUCAUAUAAAGUGCAGACAGUUGUGCAUUAAUCAUAACCAUGUUUGAAAUGUAGUGCUCUGACCUACACUAUAUCAACAUAGAGACAAAACUAUUCAGUUCACAGCAAUCAAACACUUACCUUUCAAGUUCCAUUAUCAUGGAACCAGUGACAACUAACCACAACACAAAAGCUCUGAGUACUGCAUCCUCAGUCUUUUCAUAAAUGUCAUUGCAAUACAAAAAGUCAACUGGCUAAGAGCAUUUGUGUGGGCUAUCUUUUCUCAGACAAAGAAGUCGUCAUUAAAGGUACAACAUGA
Molecule: messenger RNA, 3717 nt
Organism: Cheilinus undulatus (humphead wrasse)
Lineage: Eukaryota; Metazoa; Chordata; Actinopteri; Labriformes; Labridae
Product: muscular LMNA-interacting protein
Exons: 12
Coding region: 164-2764 (866 amino acids)
Biological process (GO): negative regulation of transcription by RNA polymerase II
Cellular component (GO): sarcolemma; PML body; nuclear envelope
Molecular function (GO): lamin binding; transcription corepressor activity
Source: RefSeq, a predicted model, not a curated record